This is a messenger RNA of Fusarium odoratissimum NRRL 54006, 686 nucleotides long. RefSeq lists its product as uncharacterized. The transcript has 4 exons. The record is from RefSeq and is a predicted model, not a curated record. Bases 75 to 461 code for a protein of 128 amino acids. NCBI's taxonomy places the organism in Eukaryota, Fungi, Ascomycota, Sordariomycetes, Hypocreales, Nectriaceae.
CGCGACAACAUCAAUUUUCAGCCUUCACUCAUCUCAUUGCAGGACCAUCUUCAACACCAACAGUACAGCCCAUCAUGUUUGCUCUUCGACGAAUCAUCGCCCGCCCUGUGCUGCGCGUAGCGACGCGUCAGAUCCACGUGACACCACGUCGCUUCGCCUCUGCCGAUCAGCCACCGAACAUGCAGCAGAUCGAAUCAAUGAUGAAUGACCCUCAUAUUCGUGAGACGUUUGAGAAGCUGAGCCGUCAUCCUCCGGCCAUUGAGGCCAUGCAGAAGAUGGGGGACAUUAUCAAGAGCAAGGGGCUUGCCACUUCAGGGCCACCGAGCAAGAUGGACAUCAUGAAGCUCAUGAUGGAUAAGGAGUUUCGUGAUGCAGCGACAACGUUGACGACCGAAAUGCAAAAUGCUGGUGUUGAGAUCAACCCUGAUGUCUUCAUGAAGAUGAUGCAGGGUGAGAAAUGAAGUUGAUAUCUUCAUACGGGAAAGUGUAGGGUUUAUUGCAUCAGCCAUGACAAGAGUUGCGAUGGCUCUGAGAACAGAUUGUUGUUAGCCCUCAAGCAUCGAAGAAGCCAGCGUAUAUUAUUCAGGACUUGAACUAAACUGUCUUGCAACAUCACCAAUGUGUCAGAGCCGCGUUAAAAACUGGUUGAUUGUGAAUUGCGUCAUGUGAUAUAUCGUAUACCCAGC